AUGGGGCCAAUCAAGAGCAUUUGGAUGGCCAAAAGGCCGCCCGGAUUCGCAUUCGUCACUUUCAAACGAUCUGUUCAUGCCUACGACGCCGUCAAGUAUCUCAAUGGAACGUGGGUGUUCUUAGAUAGAAAAAAACGGCAAAAAGGAGACAGUUUGUAGGAAAAUUUGUGAUUUGAAGGCUAUAGUAGAGAUGUGUGAGGUGGACUUCAAAAAGGAUUUGAAGAGGAGAACUAUGGAGAAAAUGGCGACGUGA
Molecule: messenger RNA, 253 nt
Organism: Caenorhabditis sp. 36 PRJEB53466
Lineage: Eukaryota; Metazoa; Nematoda; Chromadorea; Rhabditida; Rhabditidae
Source: the annotation of a GenBank genome assembly